AAGCAUAAAUUGGACAGCUCACAGUGACAGCAAAUUGCUUAUCUUGUUUUGUUUUUCUUUUCCUCCUUGCUUUCCCCUUCAAUAGCAAUGGCCUCUGCAACAGAAGCCAUUAAUAAAUUGUUGUUCAUAUUCCUCUUUCUUCAACAAUAUUCCUUAUUAAUAAUGGCGGAUGAUUCAGUUUCAGUUCCAGUUCCAGCUGAUUGGCCGCAACAGUUCCACUCGGUUCUGUUCAUAAACCGAAGCGGCGAUCUCCAGAAAACGGACUUGUGGUACGACUGGCCCAACGGUCGCAACUUCAACAUCAUUCAACACCAGUUGGGUGUGCUCAAAUACGACCUCGAAUGGGACAAUGGAACCUCCUUUUACUACACCCUCGAACCCUUCGACAAAACCUGCAAAAUCGUCCAUUUCGAGGUUGGCAUUCUCCGCCCCAACUGGCUCCACGGCGCCAACUACCUCGGUCAGGAGCAUGUCGACAACUUCCUCUGCAAUGUUUGGGAGAAAGUUGACUUCAUUUCUUACUACGAGGAUGUCCUCACUCGAAGACCCGUCAAGUGGAUCUUCUCCUCCUCCGGGAUGGUUGCUCAUGUGAUGACAUUUGAGGUUGGUGCGGUGCUUGAGGAUAAACACUGGCAGGCUCCUGUCUACUGUUUUGGUGACGCUGAGACACAGAACAAAACAAGUACCUCCCUCUUACAUUCACAAGAUGCUUUUCCUGGUGGUUCUUCUCAUGGGAUUUUAAUGAGAUAGAUACCUCAUUCUGCAUAUGCUAAGUAAUUCUCAGAAUGGAGUGUUCACUUUAUGAUUUACCAUAUAUAUAAUAUCUUGAAAUGAUUAAGAACAUCUUAAAUUAUUUUUUAGAUUAACUUUUAUA
This is a messenger RNA of Glycine soja, 874 nucleotides long. RefSeq lists its product as uncharacterized. The transcript has 2 exons. The coding region runs from base 88 to 750 and encodes 220 amino acids. The record is from RefSeq and is a predicted model, not a curated record. Lineage: Eukaryota; Viridiplantae; Streptophyta; Magnoliopsida; Fabales; Fabaceae.